GGAGCCGCCGCCAUUUUGGGAGCUUCGAGUCAACAAUAAAGGACCGAGGGUGCCGAGCGGGAGUGGCCUCGGUGGUAGGACUCGGGCCAGAGCCGCGGGGCGCGGGGAUUGAACUGAGUGAAUUCAGAUAUAACUCAACCUUGUUAGAGGGCUUUUUAAAAUAAAAAGUUGAUGCGGUGCGUGAGAGCAAGUUAACUGCUGCUUGCUGUUCAGAGACUUACAGGUGCUUGCCUGCAUUGCAAUAAAGGACUCAUAUAUUGAGCAAGACUUAUAUUUAUCUCUUCGUUUUGGAGAGCCUAAUAAACUGUUAUUACAGUUUCUCUACUGACUUUGAAAAGUUUUGAAGUUUGAAAGAGACACCUUUGCAAUUAACACAGCAUGAGCACGGCCAGAACAGAGAACCCUGUUAUAAUGGGUCUGUCCAGUCAGAACGGUCAGCUGAGGGGCCCUGUGAAGCCCAGUGGUGGCCCUGGAGGAGGGGGCACACAGACACAGCAACAGAUGAACCAGUUGAAAACCACCAACACAAUCAAUAAUGGCACUCAGCAGCAAGCACAGAGUUUGACCACCACUAUUAAACCUGGUGACGACUGGAAAAAGACUUUAAAACUCCCUCCAAAGGAUCUAAGAAUCAAGACUUCGGAUGUGACCUCCACGAAAGGAAAUGAGUUUGAAGAUUAUUGUUUGAAACGGGAGUUAUUGAUGGGAAUUUUUGAAAUGGGCUGGGAAAAGCCAUCUCCUAUUCAGGAGGAGAGCAUUCCCAUUGCUUUAUCUGGUAGGGAUAUCUUAGCUAGAGCAAAAAAUGGAACAGGCAAGAGCGGUGCCUACCUCAUUCCCUUACUUGAACGGCUAGACCUGAAGAAGGACAAUAUACAAGCAAUGGUGAUUGUUCCCACUAGAGAACUUGCUCUACAGGUCAGUCAAAUUUGCAUCCAGGUCAGCAAACAUAUGGGAGGGGCCAAAGUGAUGGCAACCACAGGAGGAACCAAUUUACGGGAUGACAUAAUGAGGCUUGACGACACAGUGCAUGUGGUGAUUGCUACCCCUGGGAGAAUCCUGGAUCUUAUCAAGAAAGGAGUAGCAAAGGUUGAUCAUGUCCAGAUGAUAGUACUGGAUGAGGCAGAUAAGUUGCUGUCACAGGAUUUUGUGCAGAUAAUGGAGGAUAUUAUUCUCACGCUACCUAAAAACAGGCAGAUUUUACUAUAUUCCGCUACGUUCCCUCUUAGUGUACAAAAAUUCAUGAAUUCCCAUUUACAGAAACCCUAUGAGAUUAACCUGAUGGAGGAACUAACUCUGAAGGGAGUAACCCAGUACUACGCAUAUGUAACUGAGCGCCAAAAAGUACACUGCCUCAACACACUUUUCUCCAGGCUUCAGAUAAACCAGUCAAUCAUUUUCUGUAAUUCCUCUCAGAGAGUUGAAUUGCUAGCCAAGAAGAUUUCUCAACUGGGUUAUUCUUGCUUCUAUAUUCAUGCUAAAAUGAGGCAGGAACAUAGAAAUCGUGUAUUUCAUGAUUUCCGAAAUGGCUUAUGCCGCAAUCUUGUUUGCACUGAUCUUUUUACCCGAGGUAUUGAUAUACAAGCUGUGAAUGUGGUAAUAAACUUUGACUUUCCAAAGCUAGCAGAGACCUAUCUUCAUCGUAUUGGAAGAUCAGGUCGCUUUGGUCAUCUUGGCUUAGCCAUCAAUUUGAUCACAUAUGAUGAUCGUUUCAAUCUGAAAAGUAUUGAGGAGCAGCUGGGAACAGAAAUUAAACCUAUCCCAAGCAACAUUGACAAGAGCCUAUAUGUGGCAGAAUACCACAGCGAGCCUGUAGAAGAUGAGAAACCUUAAUAAGCAUGCUUUGACAAACCACAGAAGGCUCGUUUGGAUCUGUGACACAUCAUUUUUUGGGGGGAUGCUCUUCUCUUUGUGGGUUUUUCAUCUUCUUUUAUUUUGGAGCUAUGAAGACAUAAAAGAUCUCAGACAUUUUUUUCUUUUUUUAACUGGCGAAGAGAAAAAAAGCUGAAAAGAAGGGAUAUACCUUUUUUGUUCCACUUGUUUGCACUGUGUGCUGACUGAACAUUAGUUGCACUAACUGCUGGUUUUUAAAAAAAAAUGUUUUCUGGGGAAAGGGGACAAGGAAGGAGGAGAAAGAAGAGAAGGGGAGAAACCCUAAAAAGAGAAGAAUCUCAGUGAACACACAAGCUUGUCUACGAUUUCAAAUUUCUCCAACAGCUGACUCUCGUGCAUUUCAACUUCUCCCUGAUUACUCAUCCGUUUUUUAAGCCUGAAGAGCUUAUUACUUAUUUGUGCGAAGUGCCUUAUGCUAUGAGACCAUUCAGAAUAUCAUCUUAGACACAGCCCAAGGAAUCAACAAUAGUAAUUCUUUCUUUCCUUUCUACUUUCUUUUUAUUUUAAAAUUUAUGUCUUUUUAUUUUGGUUUCAAAUUGAAAUCUUUCUCUUCCCUUUCUACUCAAGCCCAGGGCUGGAAGAUGAAGCUUAUUAGUAAUGUUUAACACCAUUUUCUUUCUUUUAUGUGGAGGAGUUGAUAUGCAACUGCAGUUCAUCCGCACUGUAAAUACAUGUAUUUAAAAAAAAAAAACAAUCCCAAGUAAAAAUAUCUUCUGGGCUGAGUAGAUCCAACAUCAUCGCUCCCAAAGGAAAGAGCAGUCAAUCAUUGCAGGAGCCAUAUGACAAGCCUUUGUGCUCUAUAGCAGAACACUAAAGACUGGUUUACAUACGCCUCCAUUAGCAGUAUGGCACUUGAUGUGUAGACAUGUCAGAGCCUUGACCCUCUUUCCUCUGUGGCAAAGCGUGUCCCAUAGAAAAUUGGGUGUGUAUACUUGUAUAAACUUUGUAAAUAAGUUUUUUCUGGGUUCAUAUAUAUAUAUACAUAUAUAUAUAUUAUUUUUUUUCUGGAUGAAGGUUGCUGGGAUUAAGGGGAUUAGAGUGAUUAUGGGAGCAGCUAAAGAUGAGAGGGGCUCAGUUUUCCGCAACACUAAAUUCUAAAAAGCUCUUGGCCUCUUAAUAUAGAAAGCAGGCAUCAAUGGGACCCUGUGUUAGAAGAGGGACCCGUAAGUCUGGGAUGCACUCUAUGAUGCCACACUGCCUCAUCUGGUACCUUUUUAGCAGGCUUAUCAGAGAGAGCAGGGAAGCUUCAAAAAUCUAUAAUUCAAGAUGAUUUUUUGAGAAGCUCUCUGAUUUUGCUUCUUUUCUCUUUAGUAUUUUGAGGGGGAAGCUCAGACUCUGCGAAAGAGGUAAAGAUGAAUCAUUUUGCAGUGUGGGAAUUCUAUGGGGUGGCAGUGUCCUUGAACCAUAUAUGUACAAAGCAUGGAUUUGCAUUUCUGAGUAGUAGCCAGUACCAGCUUUGGUAAUGUUAGCAGUUCAGGAGCUUUAUUUUCAACGGAUCAUCUCCUUAAGUGUGUAAAUGUGUUGCCCUCUGCCCACCUUAAUCCAUAAACUUUUGCAGGAAUGGGCAACCCCUGAGAGCUGUUAACUUCCACGCAACAGAAAGCUGCUUGCCAUCUUGCGUUGUGACAAGAAUUGUCCUGUCAUUUUGCAUUGUAAAUUGCUGGCAGAUGCUUUACAGUCAAUAGUGUUGCUUUAAAUUGUGCCCCUCCCAACAUGCUUGAUGUUUGGCCUGAUCUCCAGGCAAAAGGAGUGAGAUGAAUCAAAACCAGUGAACUUUUUUUUUAAAAUGUUUUUAAUUCCCUUUAACCCAGUGUACUAGGUCAAUCAGGAGGCAUCUGGGGGGAGAAAAGCAAAAAACAAAUUAAAAUUAAUUUCCAUAUUCUAUUUUUCAAAACCUUAACAAUAAUAUUGCAAGAUAAGUCCUGCAUAUGCCUUCAUGCUUAACACAUCUGGAUAAAGAAAUCAAUUAUUUGAGGUUGCUUUUUUUAAAAAAAGAAAAAAACUCUGCCUAAUUCUAAGAGACUAUUUUGUGAUUCAUCCAGAAAUUCCCUGGGGAUAAAAAUCCUGCAGAUGCCUCCUGAUCAGACAUAGCCCUAACUCUGUAACAACUGUAGCAAGAGCUGCACAGUACAAACCCAAAAAAGAGCAAGCUCCAAGUCACUCACUGUCUAUCCAGUCAACACUGGUUACUAAAUGCAAACCCUAAUUAAGGAGCUAACUUGUUCCCAGGAAGGGAUGUGGGAGGGGAUUGAAAAGGUGUUAACUUUUGACCAAAAAAUCUUGCCCCUGUACUGAUGCAGCUCUCGUUCUCCCCCACCUCUGGCGAGAUAAGAGGGAGCAUUUCCUUAGAGCAAAAGCAAGACAGCAGUAUAAAUGCAGUUUUUUUAUCUCGCUAGAGGGCAAGUGGGUGACUUUUAAAAGAAGUGCAGUCUCCUUUGCCAACUUCUGACUGCUAUGCCUGGUGCCACGUGCCUGUGGGUCCCUCUUAAAGCACAGACUUAAAAUGGAAAGUAUUACUGAAGUACAGCCUCUGAGGAGGAGUGGCACUUAGACUGUCUGGGACACCACUAUUGGACACAGUCUUACAGAAGCAGCUGUCCAGUUUUGGUGCUUGACUCUUGAAUAGAAAUUGUUAAAUGGAAAGAUGCUCUAACGACUGGGUCAAAGCCUAGUCUUUUUCCUUUUUAUUUUUUCUUUAAAAUUUUUUUAUUUGGGGAUCCUUCAACAUUGUUAUUGGAAUUAUUUUCAGAUUGUUUCCAAUAUUGUUUUUGUUUGUUUUCAGUAAUGGUUAUAUUUUUCCAAUGUGGUUCAUUUGAGUGAGAACUAGUCCCUAUUUUUAAUACUAAAACUGCAUCCAAUUCAUGUUUGGCUUAUGGUUGUAUAGUUGUGUAAUAGAUUAUGGACUGUUACACACCAUGCUGCCUCGAGCCUAUGUUUUUGUCUCCCCAUGUGUUCUGAUGGGGAAAACAGCUUUCUUGCCUUUCCCUCAGGAAUGCAGCAAGUUCACUCUAAGAUCUUCCUGGAAAGAAGGGAAAGGAAAACCUAAAUAUAGCUUAUUUUCAGUCUGGUCCCAGCAUCAUAACAUGGGUCGGCCCAAAAAGUUGGGGGUGGGGGGUGGGCUGGUCAACAGUUUAUGUUUUCAGAAUGAGAUGGGAGCAUCUUUCCUUGGACUCUUGCUUUGUGUUUGAUACCAUCAGGCGUGGUUAGAACAAGACAACUUAGCACAAAGCCUUUAGUAUAAAUUGUUGGAUUCAAAACAUCUCAUUCUGAUCACCUCAGUUUUUUUCUUUUCCUAAUUUUUUUUUUUAAUAGGGGUGGGAGGGAGGGUUCUGUGCCCCUACAGGGAGGGUGUCUGCACUAAGGAUUUAGAAACACUUUGGGAGCUCAUAGCCUCAUCAGAAACUGCCUUUAGCCACACUCCUGACCUGCUAGAUGAGUAACAAAAAGAUGAAAUAAGUUCUUGGGAAUUAAGCCAUGUUAUUUUAAUUUGCUAUUUUUUUCAAUGUUCUGUGUAUCUUUAAAAUUGUUAUUGUGGAAUCAUUUUCUUGCCAAAUACUUUUGUCAAACAAAAUUAUUGGCCUGGUGGGAGCUGAAGUGAGUCAGCUUUUUGGUAAACUUAAGUGGACUUUGGUGAGCUUAUAGUUCUUUAUAUCCCUAAAGAUAGUUUUUUAAAACUCCCAAAGAAAAAUCUCUCCUCUGAUCUAAUAACUCAUCUUUGGGGUGAAGAGUUAAGUGUCCAAAGGUUACAACAGUUCAUGAGGUCAGAGGGAGCUAGCCUGGCACCUGGACUCUGCCCCUCCACUGACAGAUUCCAACAGAAGUGUAUUUAAAUUCUCCAGUAGACAGCGCUGGGUAAGGCAAGGGCGGGGGUAGGGCUGGGUUAUUAAGAUGCAGGCUGCUGUAUUUUAACCAAUGGUUUGGGGAGGGGUGCCUGGAGAAAACAAAGUGACUUCCCUGUUUUGAAACUUGAAAUUAUUAUUUUUGUUUGGUAAAAAUGGGAGAAAAUUCUAACGUCCCUAGCCACAAGGGACCACUUCCACUGAGAAAUGAGCAGUGGGAACUCAAAACUUUGAAAAUAUUUGGGGAAAGGGAAAAUUGGCUUUCUGUUAAUUGGCAAAUGUUCCAGUGGGUCUCUGUUUUUGUUGGGAUGUGUUAUGUUGUAUGUACACAUUUAUGGACCAGAGUCUACUGAGGUUACAAGGUUCAGAAAAGAUGAGUGGUAAAAACUGGAUUUUUGUUCCUUUAUCUCAAUAAAAGCCCACUGGA
Molecule: messenger RNA, 6156 nt
Organism: Lepus europaeus (European hare)
Lineage: Eukaryota; Metazoa; Chordata; Mammalia; Lagomorpha; Leporidae
Gene: DDX6
Product: DEAD-box helicase 6
Exons: 14
Coding region: 379-1830 (483 amino acids)
Biological process (GO): cytoplasmic stress granule assembly; P-body assembly
Cellular component (GO): cytoplasmic stress granule; P-body
Molecular function (GO): mRNA binding; ATP binding; RNA helicase activity
Source: RefSeq, a predicted model, not a curated record